Molecule: messenger RNA, 5763 nt
Organism: Chrysemys picta bellii (western painted turtle)
Lineage: Eukaryota; Metazoa; Chordata; Testudines; Emydidae
Product: vitellogenin-2-like
Biological process (GO): lipid transport; cellular response to estrogen stimulus; response to estradiol
Molecular function (GO): lipid carrier activity
Source: RefSeq, a predicted model, not a curated record
AUGAGGAGAAUCAUACUGGCACUGGUGUUCACUUUUGUGGGGAGUCAGAAAUAUGACAUUGAACCUGGUUUUAGUAACAGCAAGACCUACUUGUACAGCUAUGAAGGCCUCAUUCUGCAUGGUCUGCAAGACAGAGGAUUGGCAAGAGCUGGGCUGAGGCUGACAUGCAAAGUAGAGAUCAGUGGAUUGUCACACAACUAUCACAUGCUGAAGAUCCUAUCUCCACAGCUGGACGAAUACAAUGGAAUCUGGCCCAGAGAUCCAUUCACUCGAUCUUCCAAACUCAUCCAGACAAUUUCAUCAUGCCUCACCCAACUCUUUAAGUUUGAAUACAACAGAGGGCAGAUUGGGAACAUUUAUGCCCCCAAAGAUACUCCUGUCACAUGUGUUAACCUAAUGAGAGGGAUUCUGAACAUGUUGCAGAUAACUCUCAAAAAGUCACAGAAUGCAUAUGACUUGCAAGAGGCCGGGAUUGGAGGUGUCUGCCAUACAAGGUACAUUAUCCAGGAAGACAAGAAGAGUAACCGAAUCACAGUAUUCAAAACCAAAGACCUCAACAACUGCCAGGAUAAAGUGCUGAAGAACAUUGGAAUGGCUUACAUCCGCCCUUGUGCUACUUGCCCACUGAAAGAAAAGAUCAUAAAAGGAACAGCUGCAUUCACCUACAAAAUGAAAUACACAGAUGCUGGCACCCUGAUCACACAAGCUGUGUCCCAGCAGGUCUAUCAGAUCUCCCCUUUCAGUGAACCUGCUGGUGUUGCUGUCAUGGAAGCAAGGCAAGAACUCACUUUGAGUGAUAUUAAAAACAGCCAAGCAAGCCCAUCAGAAAUUCAGUUGCAAAACUACGGAAGUCUUCGUUACGAUUUUGCAAGAGAACUACUCCAGAUGCCAAUUCAUCUAAUAAAGAUGAAAAAUCCUAAAUCACAGAUAGUAGAAAUACUGCAACAAUUAAUUCAGCAUAAUCAACAAGGGUACAAUAGAGAAGCUCCAGCCAAAUUCUUAGAACUUAUACAGCUUUGCCGUGUGGCAACGCCUGAAAACCUUGAGUCUCUUUGGAAACAAUGUGCCGAUAAACCUCAAUAUAGGCGCUGGUUAUUGAGCGCAAUCUGUGCAGCAGGAACUACUGAGACAUUCAUGUUCCUUAAGCAAAAAAUUCAUAAUGAGGACCUCAGCUAUUUGGAAUCAGCUCUGACUAUCGCUCUCGCCUUCCAUUUAUCCAAAGCUGAUGAUCACACUUUACAAGCUGUAGCAGAUCUAGUGACCAGCUUCCGAAUUCAGAGAGCUCCUAUGCUUCGCAAGCUUGCUUUCCUGGCAUAUGGUUCCAUGAUAAACAGAUAUUGUUCUGUGUCAUCAUCUUGUCCUAAUAAAAUUCUUCAGCCUCUCCACGACCUUGCAGCCGAGGCAAUCAGCAAGAACCAUGAAGAUGACAUGGCCUUGGCUCUGAAAGCCAUUGGCAAUGCAGGAGAACCAGCCAGUAUCAAGCGCAUCCUGAAGUUCUUGCCAAUAUUUUCACCUGCCGCAAUGGCUUUUCCAGUUAGAAUUUAUAUUGAUGCUGUUUUGGCCUUGAGAAAAAUAGCCAGGAAAGACCCUGCAAAAGUACGGGAAAUUCUUCUCCAGAUCUUUGUGGACCAUUCACUUGCUCCUACUGUCCGAAUGAUGGCUUGUGUUGUCAUCUUUGAAACUAAGCCUGCUCUUCCUCUCGUAACAACUAUGGCCAAUGCUCUGCUAACGGAGAGCAGUUUGCAGGUCGCCAGUUUCACAUAUUCCCAUAUGAAGGUUUUGGCAAUAAGCAGGAUCCCACAGCUCUAUAAUGUAUCUGCUGCUUGCAACAUUGCCCUUAAACUACUGAGCCCAAGACUUGACAGGCUGAGCUAUCGGUACAGCAAGGUUAUUCACGUUGGUGGUUAUUACCCGGAAUAUAGAGCUGGCGCAAUUGGAAGAGUCUAUCUCAUGAACAGUCCAAGCAGUAUGUUGCCAUCUGCGAUAAUUAUGAAACUGAGAGGUUACUAUGCAAAUACCGCAACUGAUUUUGUCGAGGUGGCUCUCCAAUCACAAGGCCUAACAGAGCUCGUCAGGAAACAGAACAUCCCCUUUGCUGAAUAUGACACAUACAAAAAAUUGAAGGUGCUUGGGAAGACGCUUCUGGGAUGGAAGGAACUGCCUCCUGAAAACCCACUCAUAUCAGCCUAUGUAAAAGUAUUUGGCCAUGAGCUCGCCUUUGCUGAUGUCAACAAGGAGCUCAUUCAACAGACAGUGAAGGCUCUGACUGAAUCAUCAGAUAGGCACAUGUUAGUGAAGAACGUGAUCAAUCAAAUCCAAAGAGGCAUUGCAGGACAAUGGACACUGGCAAUAUUGGCAGGAGAAGUUCGGCACAUUGUCCCUACCUGUGUUGGCCUGCCACUAGAACUCAGUUUAUAUAGUACUGGUCUGAUACAUGCUGCAGCCAACGUUGGUGUAAAUAUGUCCCCCUCUUUAUCUGGCAGUUUUAAACCUUUGCAGUUCUUUGAUGCCAAUGUGCAACUUCAUGCUGAUAUCAACCCAAGCAUAUACACGCAUACAGUGGCAAUGAUGGGAAUCAAUACACAGUACUUUCAGAGUGGUCUUGAAUUUCAUGCCAAGUUCCAUGCCAACAUCCCAAUGAAAUUUUAUGCCAAAAUAAACAUGAAAGAUAAAAGUUUGAAGUUUGAAACAACUCCGUGCCACCAGGAAACUGAGCUAGUGACUGCAAGGACUAAAGUUUAUGCUAUUUCAAGAAAUGUGGAAGAGAUAACUUCAGCAAAGAGAUCUUCAGUUCUACCAGAAGAAGCUGUAUCGGAUGUCUCUGAGCAACGUUUUAAAUCACCAGAAAGGACUUCAAUAAAUGGUGCCAUGACGCAAAGAACAGCUUCUGACGGGAUGUCCGAGAAAUAUUCCUAUGGCCCAGAAGAGGAAUUUCACCACAGAGCUGGAGGAAGAUCUUAUGCACGAGUCUUUUGUAGCAAAUUACAUAGUUUGGGUUGCCAAACCUGCCUUAAUCUGCAAUUACGAGAUGCUGCUUUCUUAAAAGAUACAUUUCUAUACAGAUUGGUUGGAGAGCAUGAAAUCAAAUUAGUUUUGAAACCAGUCCGUACAGAUGCUGCUAUUGACAAAAUACAGCUGGAGAUUCAGGCAGGAUCCAGAGCAGCUUUCAGAAUAAUCCAGCUGGUAACCCCAGUGUCAGAGGAAGAUGAUGAUUCAACUCCAGAUGACGUGGUUCAAACAAAACUGAAGAAGAUCCUAGGAAUUGAAAGUAUAUUUAAGGCUGCAAACAGAAGUGCACAUCAGCAUCUUAAGAAGCAGGCCGCCAAGAAAGAUAAAGCCAAAAUUGCAGAAAUUAGCACAGAUCCAGCUGCUAAGUAUCAAUCCAGCUCAUCCUCAUCAUCGUCCUCAUCAUCAUCUUCCUCCUCCUCCUCCUCUUCUGUUGGUGACAAAUACAGGAAUACAGACACGAAAGACAAAACAUGGCAAGCUAGACAAAGGGAAAGAAGCAGCAGCAGUAGUAGUCGUGGUGGCAGCAGCAGCAGCAGUAGCAGUGACAGUAGUAACAGCAGAAGCUGCAGUAGCAGUGAAGAGGAUCAUGCUGCAAACAAAGAACUGCAAGGGAAAAGUGACAAACCAGUGAGGAGCUGUAGCAGCAGCAGUGACAGCGAGUAUUCCAAACAGCAGGCUGAUCCAGAAAUUUAUCAGUAUCGGUUCACGUCAGCACACAGAGAACAGUAUCCAAGAAAGAAAGUCCCAAGCAGCAGCAGUAGCUCUUCUUCCUCCAGUUCUAGUUCUUCUGAGAGUAGUGAUGAAGGCAGCUACAGAGGAAGUGCUCAGCCUAAAUUCUUGGGAGACAUUAAACCUCCAAUACUGGCUGUUAUUCUUCGUGCCAUUCGAACUGACAGAAAGCUGGCAGGCUUCCAGCUUGUGUUGUACACAGACUUGCACUCCACCACACCCAGGAUACAAGUGUUUGUGUCAAACAUCUCAGAAUCAAGUAUAUGGAAACUCUGCGCUGAUGCUUCAAUAGUAAAUUCUUACAAAGCAGCGGGUUAUCUAAAAUGGGGCCAGGAUUGCCAGGACUACAGGAUUGCUGGAAAAGUUGUAACUGGCCAAUUUGCUGAUUACCCAGCCACACAGAUCAAGCUAGAGUGGCCUAAAGUUCCUUCAAGAAUCAAAAUAGCUGCAAGAUGGUUUUACACAUUUCUUCCGGGAGUUGCGUACAUGCUUGGAUUUUCCCAAAGGGAACAGAACAAUCCCUCUCAACAGGCUACUCUGGUUAUGGCUCUAACUUCUCCAAGAACCUGUGAUGUUGCUCUCAAGCUACCUGAUCUCACAAUUUAUGGCAGAGACAUUAGCCUUCCACUGCCACUCCCUUUAGAUCCAAGUAUAUCAACUUCAGUGCUGCAGUAUCCUGCUUGGAAUUUCUUCACUAAAAUACCAUCCUCAGUCAUUGACAGUCUUAAAGGUCAUUGUUCAGUCUCCCAAAAUAUGAUCACAACCUUCGAUGAAGUUGAAUUCAACUACUCAAUGCCUGCAAAUUGCUACCAUGUCUUGGCCCAAGAUUGUAGCCCAGAACUGAAAUUCCUGGUGAUGAUGAAGAAAGCUGAAGAGUCUGCUGACCUUAAAGCAAUCAAUAUCAAACUUGCCAGUCAUGAGAUUGACAUGUAUCCUUCAAAUGGACUCAUCCAGCUGAUGAUCAAUGGUGUUCAAACCCCAGCAGAGAUUCUUCCAUACACAUCUAAUUCUGAUGCAUACAUUCUGAUCAGCAGUGAGAAGGAAGGCUUGUCAGUAAAAGCCCCAGAAUAUGGCAUAGAUAAACUUUAUUAUGAUGGACAUACACUUAAGAUUCAAGUUGGUUUCUGGAUGGCUGGAAAAACAUGUGGUAUUUGUGGAAAAUAUGAUGGUGAGAGUAAACAGAAAUAUCAAAUGCCCAGUGGAUAUGUAGCUAAAGAUGCAGUGAGCUUUGCUCAUUCUUGGAUUCUCUCAGAAGAGCCCUGUGCUGGAGCUUGUAAACUGCAGCGCACACUCAUCAAAAUUGAGAAGCCAGUUGGUUUUGAAAAUGUGGCCUCAAAGUGCUAUUCAGUCGAGCCAGUUUUGCGCUGUGUGAAAGGAUGUUCAGCAACUAGAACUGCUCCUGUCUUUGUUGGCUUCCAUUGUGUGCCAGCUGACUCCACAGCCAGCUUUGAUGAAGAACAGAUUAGGUUAAACCAGAAGUCUGAGGAUUUGGAGAACACAGUUGAUGCUCAUACAAUGUGUUCCUGUGAACAACUACAGUGUGCAGCAUGACAUGACAUUUCAUAGGGUUAGAUAUCCCUAACAGUGUUUUUUUUUUUUUGAUGUAUGCAUACUCGUUCUCUGCAAUCAUGGACACACUACUUUGUUUCAGACAGCAAAGACAUUAACACUGAAUUAUUUUAUAAAAUGAUUUCUCAAUGUAAUAUUUUAAGAUUUUGAAAACAAUUCUGGAUACCCUUAAUAAAUAUUUGUACUUUAAAAACAGUUGUUCAGGUUUAUUUAUUGACUACACAAAAUUAUUUUGUCACAGAGAAAUAAAACACUUCAUUAUAUUAUUGCACUAUCCAGCAACCUUCAGCAGUCAUUAAGGCUACACUUUUAAAAGUUGCCUCCAAGGCAAUUUGAGGAUUGGGAGCCUCAAAGUUGCCCCCAAUCCUGCAACUGGCACUGUGCAGGCACCUACUCAUGCAGUGCCAAUCGCAGGACUGGGGCCUAUUCUGCGUGUCCCAGUUUUAGGAUAAUCAA